Vollenhovia emeryi is the source of this 792-nucleotide messenger RNA. Its product is annotated as neural cell adhesion molecule 1-like. The record is from RefSeq and is a predicted model, not a curated record. Lineage: Eukaryota; Metazoa; Arthropoda; Insecta; Hymenoptera; Formicidae. The transcript has a single exon. The coding region runs from base 1 to 792 and encodes 263 amino acids.
AUGGACCCGACUACGCGAACACCGACGCUCCCGCGAAAAGUCGUGCCGCCCGCCAGACCACCCCUAGUGGGGGUGACACCAAGCCGACCACCGGGCUCAAGGCUAAGCGACGCGGGAAAAUUUUGGCGGAAGACGAUUACCCGCCGCAUCCGCAACAACCCGGGGGUGAUUCGACGCGGACUUGCGGGACCACGACGUCCACCAGAAGACAUCCCAGUGGUGGACCUAAGCGACGAGGAGAAUGUACCACCGAGCAAUACCGCUUCCUCCUCCGCCCGGGCCGCCGGACCCACCGUGCGGCUGAUUGAGGUUUUCCCGCCUCAUACAUUCCGGUUGGUGAGAUCUUCGGGCGCGGGGAGAAGCACCACCAUUGCCACAGCCGGGGCCGCUGCCCCAGCUAUCACGCCCGAAAAAGGGAUCGCCGGCACCGCCGCUCCGACCGCUCCAUCCCUCGCGCCAGCCACCGAGAGGCCGAUCACCAAGGAUCACCUCCCGCAUACUUCGGCCCUUGCCACCCCCGAGCCCAUGCCAACCCUGGUUCACGCGGGGACCGACACCGUUCCCCCCGGCGAAGGCAGGACGAUGCCGCGGAUGCCCCGCGACCCCUUCUUCAUCAUCCGCACGGCGCCGCGAGAGGAAAGAGACGUCGUAGUCGACGGAUGCCUGAUCCGGGUGCCCAUCGGCACAAAGCGCUGGCGCACCCGGAUCGGGAAAAUUAAGUAUGCCCUCCGCCUCGAUCCGGCGACCGGGACGGUGAGGCAUUGGGUCAAAGCGCCAACUGUAGAACCGUAA